Messenger RNA from Lactuca virosa, 1551 nucleotides. NCBI's taxonomy places the organism in Eukaryota, Viridiplantae, Streptophyta, Magnoliopsida, Asterales, Asteraceae. The record is from the annotation of a GenBank genome assembly.
GUCAUCAAUUAUUCAUCACCAAAGACAUAAAUCAGCAAAUCGCAACACCAAAAGAGGUUUGAUUCCUUUCUGGUCCUUUUUCGUCUGGGUUGAUCCAAAUUGACCAAGCAUUCAGAAAAGAUUCCACUUUGAGUAUUUCGUUCAUGUGGUUAUUUUGCACAAAUACUUCCUUGAAACGAGACGUGAUUGAAUCCCUAUAAAUUCGAAGUCAGACUGUUGUUUAGUUAAGAAUCGAGCAAGAAUUGACUUUUUAGUCACUCAAGGAUCGAGGGUUUUGACUUGGGGGUUCAGUUAGAUACAGUUUCUUCGAAGCUAUGGAGGCUUAUAAAAGAUGGGUCCGGAGGAACAAGGAGUAUGUUCAUUCGUUAGAGUCUCUUGCUAACGGAUUGACAUGGCUUCUGCCAGAGAGAUUUUCCGAGUCCGAAAUCGUACCAGAAGCAGUAACAUCGAUAUUGGGUAUAGUGACUGCUGUGAAUGAACAUAUAAUUGAAACGACUCCAACAAAUCCAUCCCAAAUGCAUUCAAGACAUAUGGAGGCGUCUUCUUUUCCAUAUUCUUUGUUUUUGACUCUGAUGAAAGAUGUGGAGACUUUGGUUGAAGUUGUGGCACAACAUUUCUAUGGAGAUGACAAUAGAUGGAAUUUCCUUGCUGUUACAGAAGCCACAAAGGUACUAGCUAGAUUAGCUUUAUUGCGAAAUAGUGGGUACAAGAUGUUAUUGCAUGGAGGGGAGACAACGAACGAUGGGAAUUCUACAAAUGAUGGGGAACAACAGGGGCGUUUAUUGCAGCAGCAGGGGCAAAAUGGUCAUUUCACUCCUCAAGGAAGAGCUCUCUCUGCAAUGAGUAGGUUCGGUGAAAAUGCCCGUAUGCUUUCCGAUCCAACAUGGUUUCGCAGGGUCGAACAUCAUCAACGUGCAGUUAUGGAGCUUCCAGAAACGGAAAUAAAGAGACCUACAAUGUCGAGUUUUUUGUCGGAAAAGGGUAUUUCUGGAAGUUUAUUUUUGAUGGGGGAAGUAAUGUUCAUUGCAAGGCCGCUUGUAUACGUUCUUUUGAUAAGAAAAUAUGGAGUCAAAUCAUGGCUUCCGUGGUUGGUUUCUUUGUCUAUUGACAUCAUCGGGAUGACUUCAUCAAUCACAUGUCAGAAAGACCCCGAACUUCCUCUAUCCGAUCCCGAGAAGGACGAGUUGAGAAGGCGGAAAUUGUUGUUGGCACUUUACCUCAUGAGAGAUCCGUGUUUCGCGAAAUACACACGGCAAAGACUCGAAAGCACGGGAAAAACAUUGGAGCAUGUCCCGGUUGUUGGGUUUCUUACAGCAAAGUUGAUUGAACUUUUGGUUGGAGCCCAAACACGUUACACCUACAUGUCUGGUUCUUGAUUCAUGAAUGGAACAAAAUUGUAUGUUAUGUUUUUCAAACUAGUUUAAGCAAACAUUCGUAUGAUUUGCUUUGCUUGUGAAAUUCGGAGAGGAUGAUGUAUUCGAGGUAAUCCAUGGAUCAUUGUAUUGUAAAUCUAUCUUAUACGUACAAGUUAUUUGUUGAAAUCAUCGGGUC